AAUGGAGAUUCAAUUCACUAACUUAGUUGCAUUUUUGGUAUUUCUCUCAACCAUAUUUCUUCUAUUCAAAAAAUGGAAAACUCAAAAGCUAAAUUUGCCUCCUGGUCCAUGGAAAUUACCUUUUAUUGGAAGCUUACAUCAUUUGGCAGUGGCAGGCCCACUCCCUCAUCAUGGUCUAAAAAAUCUAGCAAAACGCUAUGGGGCGCUCAUGCACUUACAACUCGGAGAAAUUCCUACCAUCAUCAUUUCUUCACCACGUAUGGCUAAGGACGUACUAAAAACUCAUGACUUGGUUUUUGCAACGAGGCCGAAACUUGUAGUGGCCGACAUCAUCCACUAUGAUAGUACGGAUAUAGCAUUUUCUCCUUAUGGUGAAUAUUGGAGACAAAUUCGUAAAAUUUGCAUACUUGAACUCCUUAGUGCCAAGAUGGUCAAAUUCUUUAGCUCGAUUCGUCAAGACGAGCUAUCGAAGAUGGUUUCGUCUAUACGAACGAUGCCUAAUAAUCUUCCGGUCAACCUUACAGAUAAAAUAUUUUGGUUUACAAGUUCGGUAACUUGUAGAUCAGCUUUAGGAAAAAUAUGUUGUGACCAAGAUAAAUUGAUAAUUUUUAUGAGGGAAAUAAUAGCAUUGGCAGGUGGAUUUAGUGUUGCUGAUUUUUUCCCUACAUGGAAAAUGUUACAUGACCUUGGUGGUUCGAAAACUAGACUGGUGAAGGCACAUCGUAAAAUCGAUGAAAUUUUGGAAAAUGUAGUGAAUGAGCACAAACAAAAUCGAGCGGAUGGUAAAAAGGGUAAUGGUGAAUUUGGAGGUGAAGAUUUGAUCGAUGUUUUGUUAAGAGUUAGAGAAAGUGGAGAAGUUCAAAUUCCCAUCACGGAUGAUAAUAUUAAAUCAAUAUUAGUCGACAUGUUCUCCGCGGGAUCUGAGACAUCAUCGACUACUAUAAUUUGGGCAUUAGCUGAAAUGAUGAAGAAACCGAAUGUUUUAGCAAAGGCACAAGCUGAAGUGAGACAAGUCUUGAAAGAGGAGAAAGGUAUUCAACAAAUUGAUCUUGAUGAGUUAAAGUACUUGAAGUUAGUAAUCAAAGAAACUUUAAGGAUGCACCCUCCAAUUCCUUUGUUAGUCCCUAGAGAAUGUAUGGAGGAUACAAAGAUUGAUGGGUACAAUAUACCUUUCAAAACUCGAGUCAUAGUUAAUGCAUGGGCAAUUGGACGAGAUCCUGAAAGUUGGGAUGACCCUGAAAGCUUUUCACCAGAGAGAUUUGAAAAUAGUUCUGUUGAUUUUCUUGGAAGUCAUCAUCAAUUUAUCCCGUUUGGUGCUGGGAGAAGAAUUUGUCCAGGAAUGCUAUUUGGUUUAGCCAAUGUUGGACAACCUUUAGCUCAAUUGCUUUAUCACUUCGAUUGGAAACUCCCUAACGGACAAAGUCACGAAAAUUUGGACUUGACAGAGUCACCUGGAAUUUCUGCAACAAGAAAGGAUGAUCUUGUUUUGAUUGCCACUCCUUAUGAUCCUUGAGUUUA
Solanum stenotomum is the source of this 1518-nucleotide messenger RNA. Its product is annotated as premnaspirodiene oxygenase-like. The record is from RefSeq and is a predicted model, not a curated record. The transcript has 2 exons. Gene Ontology annotation, molecular function: oxidoreductase activity, acting on paired donors, with incorporation or reduction of molecular oxygen; heme binding; iron ion binding. Lineage: Eukaryota; Viridiplantae; Streptophyta; Magnoliopsida; Solanales; Solanaceae. The coding region runs from base 2 to 1513 and encodes 503 amino acids.